AUGGCUUCAAAAUCAAUAGUUCUCCCACCUUUAGUUCCAUAUCCCAAACUAUCAUGGAGGUCAAAUAUGCUACCGGAAGAGUGGGAAGCUUGCUUAGAUGCUUGGAUGUCUCUGACCGAAGCACAUCUAUCAAUACCAUCUCCAGAUUUUGUACGGAUAUCAGCAAAAGAUGAAUCCUUACCGAACUUCCUGGCAUCCUACUUUGCCGAAACGGCUCUAUCACAUGACGAAAACUCGUUAGCCAAUCCCUCAAAGACCAAGCAACUUCGCAAGCAAGCAUAUCUUCUGUUCUAUAGGCUGGUUGGCGUUGACAAGUCACCUGAAUCGUUACUGCGUUGGGAAGUUCUCGCAGAUGUAUGUAAAGUUUAUGGGAAGGAAAAGGGCAGCAAAGUCACAACAUUAGUAUGGAGCAAGCACUCUUCAAUAAUCGAGGGCUCGCUGGGCAGUGUCAAGAGCUUGUUGACAGAAGAACUGGAGGCCGGGAUCAAAGGAGAUCUCAAAGGUUCAGAAAUACAAUUGAGACGAUUAAAUCAACUGCUACACGCUUCUCCUGAAGCAGCUUCGUUCUUCAUGGCUGGAGAUGAUUUCGUGGAUGCUCUUAUAAGUUGUUACAAGCUCAUGAAUCCACCACUACGAAAGGUCAUCAUCUCUACUAUCUAUCUCUGUAUCAUUGGGCUUACAGAAGGCCCUAAACCAAGAUUUUCAUCACUCGUUGACCAACUUUAUUCCUUGAGUGCUGCGGCUGAAGCACAUAAGAAAGGUCCAACCAAUGUGAAUGACUCAUUGGUUGCAGAGUUGGUCACAGUAACACCUGUGUUGAAGCAACUUCAGCAAAGAAUCGAUGCUAGUGGCUCGGGGUCGAGCAGAGCAAAGUCUGUGAUUACUACUCUACAAGGCUUUCGUAAACCAGGAAGUAGCGGAAGGCCUCUACGCCUUGUCAAAAAGAAACCUAACAAAGGCAAGGGAUUGGCUGACACUCAUGAUCGUGAAAAUAGUAGUGUACACGUUCAUCAGAUGAGUCUCAUAUCACAGGUUCAGGAUUUGUUCCCAGAUCUUGGAUCAGGCUUUAUUGUGAAGCUACUUGAAGAAUAUAAUGAUAAUACGGAGGAGGUUAUAUCUCAUCUUCUGGAUGGAUCCCUUCCACCAAGUUUACAUAAUGCUGAUCGACAUGAGGAGUUCGAACUACCUAACGAACCAUCUUCAAGUCACGCCGAUCUAGUACCUCAUUCAACUCCCCCGCAACUUCCUACUCGCCGCAACAUCUUUGAUGAUGACGAACUUGACCAGCUCACGGUUGAUGCAUCUCGCCUGCAUUUCGGCCGUCGCAAUCCCGAUCAAACAGCCGAUGAUGUGCUUCAAGAUCGCUCCACCGCUCCCAAUAAAGCCGCGAUUCUCUCCGCACUUGCUGCCUUCGAUUCUGACGAUGAUGAAAGAGACGAUACAUAUGAUGUCGCCGAUGUUGGCGGAACGGUUGAUUCUGCCAACCCCGAAGAAUUCAACCCCGAGAAUAACUCACAACAGAGUGCACAUGAUGAAACCCUCUUCCGUGCCUACAAGUCAUCACCAAGCAUCUUUGCUAGGGAUGCAACCACUCGUAGAAGCAAAGAAAGAGCAGCUAUAAGACUAGAUACGGGCAUGACGGACGAAGCACUCGAGGGAUGGGCAGUCAUGCUUUCUCGUGACCCUAGGCAAAUGCGACGACUCGAAACUCGAUUCGCUACGUUCAAGGGAGAACAGACAAGUUUGGAGAGUACGUCGUGGAAAGCUGUUGAGGGUGAGGAAGAAGGGAAUGGAAAUGGCAACAGGGGUAGAGGAGGCAGAAUUAGAGGACAGGGUAGAGGUGGGAGAGGUGGCGGGGGAAGAGGGGGAAGAGGCAAUGGAAACGUGGCGGGUACGAGUGGUGAUAAGGAGACCGACGUUGCUAGACAGAGGAAAGAAGCGAACAAGGGAUCGAGAGCUAAUCACAAUCGUAGGGAGGGAAGGGCGAGAAAAAUGGCUAGGGGAGGAUUUCCGGGAUAG
Messenger RNA from Botrytis fragariae, 2019 nucleotides. Its product is annotated as putative cue domain-containing protein. The transcript is spliced from 2 exons. The coding region runs from base 1 to 2019 and encodes 672 amino acids. Gene Ontology annotation, molecular function: ubiquitin binding. NCBI's taxonomy places the organism in Eukaryota, Fungi, Ascomycota, Leotiomycetes, Helotiales, Sclerotiniaceae. The record is from RefSeq and is a predicted model, not a curated record.